Funneliformis caledonium is the source of this 213-nucleotide messenger RNA. The record is from the annotation of a GenBank genome assembly. NCBI's taxonomy places the organism in Eukaryota, Fungi, Glomeromycota, Glomeromycetes, Glomerales, Glomeraceae.
CAACAAAUUUCACCACACAGUAAAUUUUUACAAAAAUUAAGGCGAUGUUUAACAGCCAAUCAUACAAAUCUCCCUCAUGCUAUCGUGGAGUCUUUGGCAACAACCGAAGAGAAUUCUAUGGUUACGGAAGAGGAUAUUGAGGACCAUAUAAUGGAACAAAUCAAUAUAUUCAGUCUAUUCAACCUCAAAUUCAUAACUCUUAGGCUAGUUUAG